Molecule: messenger RNA, 1335 nt
Organism: Clonostachys byssicola
Lineage: Eukaryota; Fungi; Ascomycota; Sordariomycetes; Hypocreales; Bionectriaceae
Source: the annotation of a GenBank genome assembly
AUGCGUUUGUCACUCGUACUAGGGGGGCUGUUGGCAGCUUCUGCCUACGCCGAUUCCAAGACCAAGAACGACUCCCAAGGCAAGAACAAGACGAUUGACUGCAGCGCCAAUGUGACCGUGUCUGGCGCAGACGAUGCCAAACUCGCCAGCUCAUGCUCAACAAUUGGAGGAUCGCUGAUCUUCUCGAAGACUCUCAACACUACUGUCAGCCUCGACAACGUCACAGCAAUCAAGGGCGGCGUCGAAUUCAAUCCGUGCAAGUACAGCACGUCCGAGACGGACCUCGCAGCGUGCCCCAAGGCACCUAGCUUCAACAUCUCGAUGCCCAAACUACAGACAAUCGGCGGCCAGGUUCUCGUCAAUUACGCCAACGGACUCAAAUCGCUGGACCUGCCGGAGCUCACGAGUGUGGGCCAGGUCUUCCGGCUCAACUACACAGUGAGCUUGACGUCGCUCAAUGUCACCAAGCUGGAGUACGUCGGCGCGCUGAGCAUCACCACACCUAUACUAGAGGACUUCGACAUCACGCGGCUCAAGGGAUUUACCAAGAACUACGCAAAUGGGGGGUGGAUCAACGUUGGAGAUGUGGGCAAGGUGUCGAACCUAGACGGCAUUCUCGCAUAUCCUCUCGAACCUGCCGUGGCCAAGACUGACCCGGCAUACAACCUCACACUGAACAUUAAGAACAUUCCAUUUGUACGGCAGUUGAACAUUGGCUGGAACAAGAUUGAUACUCUCGAUGUCGGCGGUAUAAACAUGGCCAUCACGCUCGGUGCGCUGGAGAAGACGAGUGUCGAAAUCUCCAACUUCACGGUUCGCACCGGGGUCAAAUCCCUCCACAGACGUGAUCUGAACACCAAUCUCACCGUCAAAUCUGUGACGAUCAAGGGCGGCAACGACUUCGAGAGCCUGAACCUGCCAUUCACAUCCCUCACCAACUUGGACAUCCAGGCAUCCAAGCAUCUCGAGAGCAUCCAGCUGCCGGCCGAGGCCGCCAACUGGCUGGGCGCAAGCUUCACCAUAAAAGACUCUCCCAACCUGAUUCUCGACCAGGUCAAUACUGCCGACAGCAAGAUUACGUGGUACUGGCCAAAGAAGAUGAAGGCCUUGACCAUCUACGGCAACAUCACCACCGCCUUCUUUGAAAAGUUCGUCACCGACAACGUCCAGGUGGUCGUGCGUCUGGGGCAGCACGAUGAGCACGACGGCCGCCACGAGCCGCAUGGCGAUGCGCAGCCACUUGGGCAGGACGAGCCUCUCCUCCUCGUCGACGCGGUACAGCAUCCCGUACACCCACAGGCAGAACAUGCCUACGCCCAGCCCGCCGCCGAGUAG